AAGGCGGGAGGACUGGAUGAAGGAGAGGCUCAGUUCGUUAGCUGCAACCGUCCCGGCCGCUGUGUGUGCAAGCGGUGCAGUAUCUAGACCCACUGAGACGCUCUACCAGCACGCACAAAAACACGCAUUGUUUUUAUUGUUUAUAAAUUUUAUUUUUGAUUACUUUUACAUUUACUAACACGCUGCCCUCACAUUUAACUUACCACUUAUCGUGAAUUAAUCUCAAUGUUCUGAUUAACUUUUUUUUUUCUCAUUUGCGGGAACUUUUGUCGCGUAACACUGUGAUAAUUUUGGAUUGGAAUUAUUAAUGCUUGUGACUCCAUUCCGCUGGAAAGGAAUAAUCAUUGCUCUACUAACAUCUACUGCCAAACCCACUCUCGAAAAUUCAGCGUCAUAAUGCCUGGGAAAAAUAAGGGUGGUGGUGGUGGUGGGCGACAAGUUGUAUCAAUACAAGUAGGGCAAGCUGGAGUGCAGAUUGGGCAGGCCUGUUGGGAACUGUAUUGCCUGGAACAUGGUCUUUUACCUGAUGGAGAGCUCUUUCAAGACAGUGAAAAGAAUGGUUCAUCCCUUGAUCCUUUUUUCUCUGAAACUCCAGAAGGAAAGUUUGUUCCUCGGACAGUCUUUGUGGAUUUAGAACCCACAGUUGUUGAUGAAAUUCAGCAUGGCCCUUAUCGGGAACUAUUCCAUCCUGAUGACCUGAUAACCUACAAAGAAGAUGCUGCCAACAAUUUUGCUCGUGGUCGAUACACUGUGGGGCAGGAAGUAAUUAAAAAAGUUGUUGACAGAAUCAGAAAACAAGCAGAAGCCUGUUCAGGACUACAGGGAUUUAUGUUCUUUCAUUCAUUUGGGGGAGGCACAGGCUCAGGCUUUAUGUCUCUGUUGUUGGAAAAGCUGUCUGAGCUCUACUCCAAUACAAGCAUAUUAAGAUUUGCAGUUUUUCCUUCACCUCGGAUGUCUACAUCAGUGGUAGAGCCCUACAACACUGUACUGCAUGCUUCUACAACAAUGGAAUAUGAUCACUGUGUUUUUGUAUUUGACAACGAGGCAACUUAUAACUUGUGCAUAAAUAAACUCAGAGUUGGACGUCCCAAUUAUAACAACCUAAACCAACAUGUUGCUCAAGUAGUUUCUGCUUCAACUGUAUCACUCCGGUUUGAUGGAGAUCUUAAUGUUGAUAUGAGGGACUACAAAACUAACUUAGUGCCAUUACCUCGCCUUCAUUUUCCCAUUGUUACGUACGCCCCUGUGAUAUCUGCAGACAAUGCUUAUCAUGAACAACAAUCAAUUGCUGACAUAACCAAUGCCUGUUUUGAUCCAUCUACUCAAAUGGCAACUUGUGACCCAGGAAAUGGUAGAUACAUGUCCUGCUGUUUAUUAUAUAGAGGUGAUAUUGUAGCUAAUGAUGUUCAGAGGGCUAUAUCCACCAUAAGAUUGAAGAAAACUGUGCAGUUUGUUGAUUGGUGUCCGACAGGAUUCAAGAUUGGUAUUAAUGGAGGUUACCCAUCUGUCGUACCAAGUGGAGACUUGGCAAAAACAAACAGGGCUGUGUGUAUGCUGGCAAACACAACAGCUUUGAGAGAAUCAUGGGCCAAGAUUAACCAUAAGUUUGACCUUAUGUACACUAAACGUGCCUUUGUCCAUUGGUAUGCUGGGGAGGGUUUGGAAGAUGGUGAACUGUCAGAAGCAAGAGAUAAUCUUGCUCAACUUGAGAGAGACUACCAUGAAGUUGAUGGUUUUGAUGAUGAUAAAAUUGAUGAUGAAUACUGAAUUUAUAUUUCCCUAGUUUACCGAAUAAUGUAGUUAUCUAUUGUGAUCUCUUGUAAAAUAAUUAUAAAGAAUUAAACAUA
Macrobrachium nipponense is the source of this 1847-nucleotide messenger RNA. Its product is annotated as tubulin alpha chain-like. The transcript is spliced from 5 exons. NCBI's taxonomy places the organism in Eukaryota, Metazoa, Arthropoda, Malacostraca, Decapoda, Palaemonidae. Gene Ontology annotation, biological process: mitotic cell cycle; microtubule cytoskeleton organization. Gene Ontology annotation, cellular component: cytoplasm; microtubule. The record is from RefSeq and is a predicted model, not a curated record. Gene Ontology annotation, molecular function: structural constituent of cytoskeleton; GTP binding. Bases 397 to 1767 code for a protein of 456 amino acids.